Phycomyces blakesleeanus NRRL 1555(-) is the source of this 688-nucleotide messenger RNA. RefSeq lists its product as hypothetical. The record is from RefSeq and is a predicted model, not a curated record. NCBI's taxonomy places the organism in Eukaryota, Fungi, Mucoromycota, Mucoromycetes, Mucorales, Phycomycetaceae. The coding region runs from base 352 to 642 and encodes 96 amino acids. The transcript has 6 exons.
AGUACGAGGACUUUCAAAACAACUGGAAUCGAUUCAAUGAUCAUUAUGCUAGACGCUACUAUGAGAGACUUUUUACUUGGCUGAGCACAAAGAUCAUAGUUCCAUUGAAUAAUUCUAUAAAGAAAGUUAAUGCACACCUUGCCGAAAUUAAUACUGAUUUAUCUAAAUGCACUCCUCAAUUGAUGGCAAUUUUAAUGCUACACCCCUCUGUAGCCUCGGUAACUAAAUAUUUAAACAUACACAUACAUACAGAUAUAUAUAUAUAACAUAUAAUAAUGGGGUGAGUUUGGCAUUUAACUAAUGCCUUGUCUUUAGGAUCAUGAAUCCCUUCCUUUGGGACUAGUUCAGUCUAUGAUUAACCUCCCAGGAUUUCAAACAGAUGAAGGAAGAAAACACGUUAUUGACCGCGUAAUAGACCUCGCAAACAGCAAGCGCAUGGCUGCAUUCCGUUACUUUGACAAGGGUCCUAUGCCCACAGACUCUGAAAUUCUGUAUCAUGUAUUCAAGCAAUACCUCGACUAUGCAAUGCCACAAGUGAUUCCUCCAUUAAUCGAUUUCCCUAUCAAUGAUGAUGUGGUCAAGUUCCUUUUGGUAUUCUUUUAUGUAACUCCAGAGCUUAAACGUGAUAUCUUUCAUUUGUAAAUAAAUAAAUAAAUAAAACUAUCCUCGCUUUUGUCGAAAGGAUCAG